AUGGCAGAGCAGCAGAGUGCCUCCGAGCAACCGGUCGCUGGGAAAAGUCCAAGUGCACCAGGAGCAAAUUACAAGCUCUUAGUUUAUGAGCUUGAGAACUUCCAGGGUCGCAAGUCUGAGUUUACUGGAGAAUGUAUGAACCUGGCUGAGAAAGGUUUUGAAAAGGUGGGAUCAAUCCGUGUGGAGAGUGGUCCAUGGGUAGGGUUUGAACGACAGAAGUUCACUGGUGAGCAGUUUGUUUUGGAGAAGGGAGAAUACCCACGCUGGGAUACAUGGUCCAACAGCCACAACAGUGAGAGACUACUAUCACUCAGACCCAUCCGCAUCGAUGGCGGAGAGCACAAGAUCCAUCUCUUUGAGUUAGCUGGGUAUAAUGGGAGGAAGAUGGAGAUUGUAGAAGAUGAUGUUCCCAGCCUUUGGGCUUAUGGAUUCCAGAAUAGAGUAGCCAGCAUCAAAGUCAUCAAUGGAACGUGGGUAGGGUACCAGUACCCUGGUUAUCGAGGACCCCAGUAUGUAUUUGAAAAAGUGGACUAUAAACAUUGGAACGAAUGGGAUUCGAACCAGCCCCUGAUCCAGUCGAUCCGCCGUGUUCGUGAUAUGCAGUGGCACAAACAAGGCUGCUUUCAGGCUACUCCCACGAGCAGCUGAAAGAGACAGGAGGAAAACCUUGAGGUCAGGGGCAGAGCGUUUGCAAAGAAGAGAAGAAUGAAGUAGAACCUGUAGGCCUUACGUCAAUGUGCUGUACAAAAAAAACGCUACAAA
This is a messenger RNA of Hemiscyllium ocellatum (epaulette shark), 762 nucleotides long. It is a transcript of the gene crybb3, whose product is annotated as crystallin, beta B3. The transcript has 5 exons. NCBI's taxonomy places the organism in Eukaryota, Metazoa, Chordata, Chondrichthyes, Orectolobiformes, Hemiscylliidae. Gene Ontology annotation, molecular function: structural constituent of eye lens. Bases 1 to 648 code for a protein of 215 amino acids. Gene Ontology annotation, biological process: lens development in camera-type eye; visual perception. The record is from RefSeq and is a predicted model, not a curated record.